AUGAGAAAGGAUUUCAGCCACCAUCCAGGCGAACACCUCCUUACCUGGCUGCUCCGAUGCUGGGAUAGCGGGGCCAACAGUGUGGAAUUAGAAGGUAGAGAAGCCAGGCAACUGGGAUCCCUGUCCAGGGACGCAGGCAUUGACAAGAUUAUUAGAAGAAAGACACAAAUGCUCAGCCUUUGGAGACGACUACUGUCAGGCGUGAGGGACAGAUAUCCCUUCAAGGAAGAUCUUACAUGUCAUCUAAGUAAGUGGACUGCCAUGGAGAGAGGCAUCCAAUACCUGAGGGAACUGGCUGUGUGGGAGAUGGUUUAUUAUGAUCCAGACGAUGCGUGGCUACCCACAGACCCAGAUGAAAAUAAGGUCUCGGCUAUCAGGAGCAAACGACUUCCUAUUCAAGCGAGACAGUAUACACCACAGGGGAACCUAUGGUAUUACCUGCGCGACCAUGGAGAAGGUAUGAGGAAAUGGGACGGGAAACCCACCUACGUUCUAAGAGAGCGGGUUCAAGAGUUGGAAGGAAGAAUGGGAAACAUCGGAAGUGGAAGGCUGCUUUGUGGAGCCCCACACAUCGGGUCGCAGAAGCUGUUGAAGGAGAGGGCCACAACAGACGCCGGCUCCGGUUUUGCCCCUCACCGUUUCCAUGCUGCUCCACGCAGCGAUGCCCAGCACACCAACGCUGCCCGGACCAAAACCCCUGUGCACAAGGUGCUGUUACAGUGCCGACACAGCAGCUGA
This is a messenger RNA of Tyto alba (common barn owl), 738 nucleotides long. RefSeq lists its product as uncharacterized. The record is from RefSeq and is a predicted model, not a curated record. NCBI's taxonomy places the organism in Eukaryota, Metazoa, Chordata, Aves, Strigiformes, Tytonidae. The coding region runs from base 1 to 738 and encodes 245 amino acids. The transcript has 4 exons.